CGCUUUCUGAGACAGUAUCACAGCAGCUUAAUGGAACAAAACCUGUCGAAAAGGAUGCCCUCUUAUCUAACAUCGCGAAGCUGAGAAAGGAUCUACUGGAUGCUACACCUUACUUACCUUCAUUCGAUCGCCGGCAGAGUGAACUACAGAUCAAAGCUAUAGAAAAACAAUUAGAGGAGCUCAUCCAAAGUUCCUCUUCGCGAGGAGGUAGCAAGUCUGCCUCCAAAUUCUCCUUCAAACGGUCAACUCCGAGUAAAUCGAUUGUGUAUCAAUCAAAUAUUGCUACAAAUCGUUCUAUUACCCCUUCUGAGCCCCAAGUAGAGGCCGCUGAUAUGGCUGCGUCUCCGAAUGCGGACGGAAACACAACACACGGAGAAACAGCACACCCGGCGGUCGCUUCAUUACGACUUCAUGACCUGAGUGAUCAAUUCCUUACCGGUUCAGAUCUAUUUGCUCAUUCAACCGCAUCGGAGCUACUCGACAAUGCUAGCACUCCAGAACAAGACAGAGCCACCGAUAUAUCCUUGUCUUCGCUCACGAAUUGUGUCGUAGAUCUUACGACAAGGCCGGGAAAUGCUCUAUCAGCGACAACUGUUCGAGCACUCCAUGUAACGGGGCUGAAGAGAUGCAUUAUACUAACCUCAUUUGUGGACGGAAGUGCAUUGAUACACGAUUGCGAGCAAUGCGUCUUCGUAUUGGCAUUCCGUCAGACAAGUCAACAUGCCAAUAUUCAGGACUUCUUGUGGAUUCGACAGACACCGUCGCCAAAUUGGUCCCUAUUGCCAGAGGAUCAAUGGGUUACUGAAGAGAAAUGGCCCGCGUCAGGAACCCACGCCGAGCAA
Messenger RNA from Acaulospora colombiana, 842 nucleotides. The record is from the annotation of a GenBank genome assembly. Lineage: Eukaryota; Fungi; Glomeromycota; Glomeromycetes; Diversisporales; Acaulosporaceae.